Formica exsecta is the source of this 2328-nucleotide messenger RNA. RefSeq lists its product as uncharacterized. The coding region runs from base 288 to 818 and encodes 176 amino acids. NCBI's taxonomy places the organism in Eukaryota, Metazoa, Arthropoda, Insecta, Hymenoptera, Formicidae. The transcript has 4 exons. The record is from RefSeq and is a predicted model, not a curated record.
GACCGCCAAACGAAAUCGAUACUGAGCGACGACAGCGCUCGUGAGCCUUCUCACGCCGACAUGUGAUCAUUAGCAUAUGCUGCGUAAUACCACAACUUCAUCUUCAUGAAGAAAAGAAAGAAAAUAUAAGUAUAUACGUUAUAUUCACAGGAACACGCGCGCACAUUAAAUGGACAUAUGUACGGUGCUUGUAUCAAAUCAUCAACUGCAAGUAAGAUCCAAGUGACAGCGUUAACUGGAACCAAUGACUGUAACUACAUCUGUUCGCCAACAGAAAAAUUGUACGCAUGCGUAAAAAUUCGAUCGAAGAGUUGAUCAGCAAAAUCCAAUCAGGAAUGAUCGUCAAAUCGCAAGUUGGACGAAGAAUGCUAUUCACCACGAGAUAUGCUAAUUUCUGGGUAAAAAUACUUGAGAAAAAAAAGAAGAAGAAACCGUUGGCGUCAGAGGUCUUAACGAGCUACCUAUUGCAAACCGGCGAGCCCCCCUGGACUUCGUACUUUGUCCGGUACGCCGACGUGGUGAACGAUCAACGGGGAAUGUCACACUUCAAUUGGCCGGCGGGCGACAGUAAUUACCACGUGCUUAGGACCGGCUGUUUCCCGUACAUCAAGUAUCAUUGCAGCAAACGACCGGCGCAGGACCUCAGCGACGAGGACAGAUUCUUCAAGGCGAUCAAGAUAUUGAACCUUGGUAUCCCCACCUUGAUGUACGGACUGGCGGCGACGCAGCUUAUCCGACACCACGAGAUCGUGAAGACGCCUCAAGGCGACGUGACAAUCCACUUCUUGCUACCGGAGGACAAAGGCGCGCCACACUAAGAUCGCGACUAGCAUCGAUAUUAAUAUUAAUAUCUAUUCGAGUUUCCCAUGUCUCACGAUGGACUUUAAUGACGGACUUAAUGAAAUACGAAGCCGUACCGAACGAUUGUUACAUGUUUUUUAAUUUACCACGUCGUGAUGUUACUUAUUAAUCCGGCGAAUCCUCAAAUACGGAAUGAGGAGGGAAUCAAGCAGCCAGUUUUGUCAUUAACUUUCUUAAUUGAAAAAAUAGAGAAUAAUGAUCCGAGACGGUUUUCUACACAAAGAAAUGCGACAACUAUAUCUGUUAUUGAACAGAUAGUUAAUCUAUAGCUUGAUCAAAAUCACAAUUAGAUAGUAAGAUCUUAAUAAACAAUAUGACAAAAUGCAAAAUGGCAUUGCUUUCCAAUAAAAGAAAUGUAUUUUGAAAUUUUUCUCAAUACACUUGAGAGAAUAGCACGUGCCAGUCUCUGCAGAUCUUAUUAAUCAAUUAAGAUCAGGAAGGCGUUUAUUAGCGACAAGAUCAGUCGCGUGUGAAUUUACGGGUAAUUGACGGUUUCAGGUCAAACUUCGAAGGGUUUAAAUAGGAACGCUUUUACAUGCUUCGACGACGCGCCGAUAAGACAUGAAGUCUUAUUUAAUGAGAACAGCCGCGGGCGAUUCGCACCUAGAACAAGGUGCGAACGCGCAUAGUUAACAUUAAAGCGGCUUUCUAAUUAGCUACUACUCGCGUUUCCCGGCUUGAUGAUGCAUUAAUUUUGUCGACUCGUUUAUCCGCCCCGAACUUGUUUGCAUGGAGAACGUAACGUACGAUAAUGAAAGCUCCCGUUGCCGACCGUUGGCAUUAAGUCCGCGAUUUAUACGAGUGUCGAACGCGACGCAUAAUAAUUCGUUAUAAUUAUUAUGGCUAUGGAUGGAUUACGAUUGGCGAGCGAACAUCCCCUUAUUCGAAUCGAUCGAUAUGCCGGAUAUAUCGCAGUAAGAUAAGUCACUUCUAAAGGACACGCUCCGUCAAUUACAGAUGCGAUUGCACAUUGCCCGUAACCCUCGGCGACGUGCGCAAAGCGUGCAGCUGUUCAAAAUAAACGUGAUCUGAACUUGGUGAAGUAUCCUUCGUAAGAUAUACUCAUGAGAUUUGACUCGCAAAUAUUCCUUUAUAGCUUUAAGAUGCGUUUAUAAAUUCAUAAUUAUACAUUCAAUUUUCGUAUAGCUCAUAAUUUAACAUUAUAAUUAUUUCCGAUCUCUCUUGUGAAUAAUACUUUGUGAAAAAUUUUAUGGAAUAGAAGUACAAAUCUUGAAUUUUUUAUCACAUUUAUAAAUUCAUGAUUUUUAUCUUUAUUAUAAUAACAAUAUAAUUUUUGGUUUUAUUAAUUUUACCAAGUUUAGAUUUGAGAUAUUUUGAAAUGAUGAAAUAUGGCUCAAAAUGAUGGAAUAUGCAUAAUAGUUGCAAUUACUUGUAUCAUUAAUUGUAAAAUUUUGUUCUAGCUAGUAAUAUCUUGAUUAUACCCUAUCAAAAUAUAUAUAUUAAUAA